GUUCUUGCGUGCGUCUUCUAUGCCAAACGACAUUACCUUAGAGCUUCUCUCUGUUACUUUCUCGAUCCUUUUCUUUCAUUUUAAUACCAUAUACACAGAGAGUAUAUAACCAAUAUCAAAAAAUUAUUGCACUGAAAAGACUGGAGGCCAGGAAGGAUUUUUUUUGUGGCACGUCUUGAUUUCAUUUCGCUGGUUUUCCAAGUUCGUGGAGAACACUUACUAAUCUGAACCAGAUCAGUCAUAAAUUCGACCUGGCAUCGGCAGAGGUUCUGGCACCGCGAGUGCAGCAGAGCGUCUUCCAGACAAAUGAACGAGUCGCUGUUCUGAGCACCAGAAGCAUGGAGGAAGAGCAUGUCAAUGAUGAUGGACAAAAUGACUUGCAGCCAGGCGGUGUAUCAUCAUCAACGGCUGGAUCAUCAAUCGUACAGAUCGUACAUAAACCCAGAGAAACAUCACAAUGGCCGUCUGAAUCAACCAUACUUGUCGCAGUACGAGUCAGGCCGUUCAGCCCUGCGGAGCAAGCACUGCUACCGCGAGCAUCUACCAAUAAGUUCAACUUUUCAGCAGACGCUUCUCUCUCCAGUGGGUUUGGGUCGGUUGGUCAUGGUCGUCCUGGAGAUUUGUACAAUAUGCAUUCAGGGAAUACUAGUAGCGGAGCAAAAUCCUCAGGAAGUAGUAGUAGUAACAACACUAGCAAUGGGCAUUCAGCAAAGAGCAUUCGUAAAAUAGUGGAUGUACUGGAUGACAACGUCCUUGUUUUCGAUCCACCAGAUGCAGAAAGCAUAUCUAAAUACAAGCGCGCUUUACUACCAGUACAGGCUUAUCGUCGAUUCAAAGAUAUGCGCUAUGCCUUUGAUCGUGUCUUUCAUGAGGACUCUCAACAACAGGAAGUCUUUGAAAACACAACGAGGCAUUUGAUUGAUGGAGUUCUGAGCGGCUACAAUGGGACGCUCUUUGCCUAUGGAGCUACAGGAUGUGGAAAGACUCAUACUAUCAGUGGUACUCCUGAGAAGCCUGGUAUAAUCUUCCUCACUAUGCAGGAACUCUAUGAACGUAUCAAGGAAGUCGAGGAUGAAAAGACUAUUGAAAUCUCCGUAUCAUAUCUAGAGGUGUACAAUGAAACUAUUCGAGACCUUCUAGUAAAACCGAGCUCGAGCACUCCAAAGAACACAUCAUUACAUCUCAGAGAGGACUCAUCAAGGAGGGUAACUAUUGCGGGGCUGUCGGAGCAUCAUCCGAAAGGAAUAGAUGCGCUGAUGGAGCUUGUUUUUAUGGGCAAUGAGAACAGGACCAUGUCUCCGACAGAAGCCAAUGCAACGUCCUCUCGUUCACAUGCUGUCCUCCAAAUCAACAUUUGUCAAAGACUCAAAACUGCCGAUGUAUCGGAGGAUUUUACUAUGGCCACUCUCUCUUUGAUCGACUUGGCAGGAAGUGAGCGCGCAUCUGCAACGAAGAAUCGAGGAAGUCGAUUAAUUGAAGGUGCAAACAUCAACAAAUCGCUACUGGCUCUCGGUAACUGCAUCAACGCACUUUGUGAAAAUAAACCAAAGUCGCAUAUACCAUACCGGGACAGCAAACUCACACGACUACUCAAAUUUUCACUUGGUGGCAACUGUAAGACGGUCAUGAUUGCCUGUGUCAGUCCAUCUAGCCAACAUUACGAGGAAACACACAACACACUCAAAUAUGCGAAUCGAGCCAAGAACAUUAAAACAAAGCUUACAAAGAACACUCUUAAUGUUGAUCGACAUGUCUCUGAAUAUGUUCAAGCGAUCUUUGAACUCCGACAGGAGGUAGCAGAUCUAAAAAGAAAACUUCAGCAAGAAGCCAAAGCUGAAAGUCGGGAGAAAGCGCAUCAGAGACAUGAGCAACUGGAUCGAGAAUUUGAUGAGACAGUCAGGAAGAUGAGAGCCACUUUCCAAACUGCACGUUCACAGGAAUCAACUUAUGCUCAACUACAAUCGCAGUUGUUCAUAGCCUCAGCUCGACUCUCGGGAUUAUAUCGAUGGAGAAAAGCAUUCGAUGAGGCAUCAGGAGCAGCCAAAAGACACCAUGAACGAAUGGAGCAGGAAAGAGAGUUGUCGUGCACUAAUCAAGAGGAGUCAGAAGAAGGCACGAUGGCAAUAGCGGCGGCAGCAGCACGAGCAAAAAAGCUACAGAGCUCCCUCAGCGCAUCAUCAUCGUACACUAACAUGGUGGAUCAAAUGAUUCAAGAUUUGAAUACACAAAUAAGACAGCUGACAGAGCAGAUGCAGGAGCAUGAAGAUGCACUUAAAAUGUAUGCAGUUUCGAUUCAGUCAAUGGAAAACAAAGAUAGUCCAAUUUUGAAUGCAGGAUUUCCUUUUCAAAGACUUUAUGAGCUCGAAAAGAAGUGUCAGGUGCUGGAAUCACACAACAAAAUUCUUACCAAAAAAUUGGAGCUUUCGGACAAAUCACUGAGUGAACAGUUUUUGGCGACAGAGGACUUUAUGGAGCUUAGUGCUCGUUCAUUAGUGGGGCUUCGACCUGAGAUUGAGACGAUAGAACAAGCAGGCUUGCCAACCAAGACCCUUAAUGAUAUAUAUAUGGCAUCCAUAACAAGUUUCACAGAUAUGACCAAACGGGUGGGCUCAUUCCAAUCAUAUGAUCAACGGAACUGGAACUCUUCGGGAAUCAAUAGAAACGAUAAUAGCAACAAUAGUAGCAGUGGCGGUGGUGGUGAUGGUACCAAUAGUUGCGGCUCUACCAGUACUAGCAGCUGGCACAUGUCUGUACCGAGCUCACCAUUCAAACGGGAUGGAGCAGCAAAUUUCGUAGGCCUUGACGGGUCACGGAUGAUGUCGAUUUUGCCAGAAGUGCCUUCGACACCUGUUAAACGUCGUCAAAACUCGGCCAGCCACGUCCUUCCUAACCUAUCUAUGGACACUGUCGACACGAAUCUGGCGCUUGGAUCCAGCAGUCUCUUCGGUAGCCAAUCACCUGUUCGGAUAUACCAUGAACGUACUCAAAUGGGCAGUGGUAAUAGCAGUAGUAGUCCUCAGAACCCGUUCCAAGUAACGGAGAAAGCACCUUUCUCAUCGCUCACCAAACACCGCAAUAGCAUUCCACUUCCUCGUAGGAAAUCCAUACCAAUGACUGGAGUUGUCUUCUCACCCAAACGACGACGCCCGCGUGGGGGAUUACGACAACCUCGGUUGGCUCCUACACCUACAAAACGAAGCGUCAAUUUCUUACUAGAUAUUGUAGAUGAGGAUGAGGAACGGUAUACUACAGGCCUGCGUGACCCAUCUGCACCUAUUAUCCGACCUACACCAUUCCCGUCACUCUCCUCUUUAAAAAAUGACAGCCCGCCAUCGUUCCCUCCAACCACAGGACAAAUCAAACUUGGGAUGGGAGGAGGAGCAAAGAGACUGGCCCCUGUUAGUAACAACACCAACAAUAGCAACAAUAGCGGUGGUAACAGUAAUAGUGGUAGUGGUAGUGGUUCUGGAGGUACUGGAAACAGUAGACUUUUCUCUAAUAAGGCAGCAACAAAAGGAGAGACAUCAAAAGGGCUUCAGUCUCAGCGAGUUAAUUCAUCAUCGUCACCUAGCGGAUUAUUUAACGCAUUUUCAUCUUCUUCACAAGCUUCAUCUAGCCCAUCGAAGAGACCUUGGUCAACAGAGAAAGGAGCUCUUGAUCGUAACACAAAGAGAGCCAAAGGUUCGCCUUUGGCAAAUGGAAACUCCGCUCCUAUCUUUGGUGUUUCAGCCGCAACUGCAGCACGAAUCGCUAGACGAAUGAGCUCUGCGUCAGCAUCAAAUCAAGCAACAUGAGGGAUUGCAACU
Lobosporangium transversale is the source of this 3806-nucleotide messenger RNA. RefSeq names its product P-loop containing nucleoside triphosphate hydrolase protein. Gene Ontology annotation, molecular function: microtubule motor activity; microtubule binding; ATP binding. Gene Ontology annotation, biological process: microtubule-based movement. The transcript has 5 exons. The coding region runs from base 339 to 3794 and encodes 1151 amino acids. The record is from RefSeq and is a predicted model, not a curated record. Lineage: Eukaryota; Fungi; Mortierellomycota; Mortierellomycetes; Mortierellales; Mortierellaceae.